CGCACGCCCCGAGCCGGCCGGUGGUCCAGACACGACAAUUCCUUCCUUCAUCCUUUCUUCUUAUUCGCCCUCGUUCUGUCCCACGUUUGUUUUCUUUUUUCUUUUUCCUUUUUGCUAUCCUCUCCUUCACUGCUCUGUUUUUUCUUCUUUUUUUUUUCUUCCCCUUGCGUCGUGUUUCUACCUAUUCUUCCCACCCUCUUUUUCAAUCCCCCCACUACCUUCCAAUCGCACUUUUUACCCUUACCAACUUUGUUUCUCUCUUUAUAUUCUUUUCUAUUCCUUCAAUUUUCCAUUCUUUUUUCUAAUUGUUGCGAAUGUUACUUUUUAUUUGUUCUUCCUAUUCCUUAAUUAUUUCCAAUAUGUAUUUUUAAUUAGAAUAACCCAUUUAUGUGUUCGCGAUUAACGGAGUAUUAUAUUAUUGAGGAUUAUCAUUACGAGGAUAUCUUACGUGAAAUUUGUACUUCAAACUGAGUAAAAUAGAAAUUAUCGAUGAGUGAUUAUUAUUAUUAUUCAAAGUUAUAUAAUUUACGACGUUGUGUGUUUAAGGGGAUUAUGAAUUAAUUUCACGUACUGUUUAGUGACAUUAGAAGACUCGAGAAUCGAGUGUCACCGUUUAUGUUAGUGUUACGAGGAUUUAGAAAUUCAUUUGUUGUUCAGGAGAUUCUGUUAAUGUUGAUGUUUGGCCCACGUGUCAAGGGAGAAACAAAAGAGAUAAACCUCGGUGAUAGAUACCUAUAUUACUAAUUCUCUGAUAAUAAUCGUGAAAGGAAAGAUUGGUAGCAUUGACAAAAGAUAAAGAAUAAGAAUAAGAAGAAUAAAAGGUGGAAGGAAAAAGAAAAAACGAAAUAUACAAAAUGUUGAGACGAAAUUUCCAAGAAAGAACGGAGGACGAAUCUUGUGAUCUGCAAACGAAAGGAUACGUAUCGAAGGAUUAAAGGACAUCGAAUGGACGUGGGUGAUAUAUCGAGCUCAAUAGGAUUACCUCCAGGGAGUGGAUCGAAUCCCGGAAAUACGAGUGUUGGUGUUAUCGCGAAUACAACAUCCAGUAGCCAUACCGUAGGGUGGUGGACGCCUACGUCGAGCAUUGCUUCGGCACCGGCCACCACCGACGUGAUGAAUCAACUUUGUAGAGUUUGCGGAGAGCCGGCCGCGGGUUUUCAUUUUGGAGCCUUCACUUGCGAAGGUUGUAAGUCGUUCUUCGGGCGUACCUACAAUAAUUUGGGCAGUAUAUCUGAAUGCAAGAACGGUGGUGUCUGUGUGAUCAAUAAAAAAAAUCGAACAGCCUGCAAAGCUUGCCGAUUACGAAAGUGUCUGAUGGUUGGUAUGUCAAAAUCAGGUUCGAGAUACGGACGUCGUUCUAAUUGGUUCAAGAUUCAUUGUCUACUUCAAGAACAGACGCAUCAGGCGCAUACGCGUCUCAUAAAGGAUCCAAAGUUGGCAUACGAAAAAGCAUUUGGUUCGUUGGAUGCUGCUAACAACAAUAAUACCAAUAAUAACGAAGACGUUAGUACUCCCAUUUCGAGUGGUAUCAUAGGAAUGAUUACAACAGCGACAACUACGGCUAAUAGUUACCAUCAUCACCAUCACCAUCAUCAUCAACAGCAGCAGCAACAACAACAACAGCAACAGCAACAGCAACAGCAGCAACAACAACAACAACAACAGCAACAGUCGCAACAACACCAUCAGGAUAGAAUUGGGAAACGCGAGGAUACGGCAUUGAGGUCACAGGACAUUUCGAGUACGUUGAGAUCGCAAGAAUUAUCAUCAAGAUCGAGUCAAGAACAAAUUGGUAUGAGGGUUGCCGAAUUAGCAAGAGCACCUCAGGAACUUCUCAGGCCGGAAGUUUCAAGAAGUACUUUUCCAAUGUGGAGGGGUCCGGCAUUUUUACAUCCGGCAUUAACGCAAAUGCAAUUUUUAAAUACACCGUUCUUUCCCUUUCAACAACGUUUCAUCGUACCGUACGUUAAUCAAAUUGGAGCUCCACCAAUGUUGGAGAGUCUUUCGAGUUCCUCGAGCGAAAGCAUAAGUCCUCGAUCGACACCAUCACCAACGAGAACGAGAGUAGAAGACGAUAGUCGAGUUUUAAGAGUACGAUCAAGUUUAUGUGAAGAAGUUAUUGAUCGAUCAUCAUCUAGGCCAAAAUCUGCAGACGAGUCAGUUAUUUACGACAAAAGUCUUGCAUUUUUUCGAUCUCUUGGUCCGGAACAAGAAGAACCGAUUGAUCUUAGCAUCAAAGCUGCCGUAGCUGCAGCGGAAGCUAUUGCUGCUGCUACGGCUACCGGGACAACAGCUAAGUUAGAAACGAGAGAGACGGAUCCAGGUAGUACGGAAGAGGAGAGAUCGACGGAUAACGAGGACAACGAGAUUCUUCAUGACACGAUACCACCAUUGGAUCUCACGAGGAAAACAUGACCAUGGACUACAACCGAAGAUCCUUGAUAGGAACUUCGAGAUGACAUCGUCUAACAUAAUACUGUUCUUUUAUGUUCUACGUAAAAGAAUCCGUAUUUCUUUCAUUGUUCAGUGAUUCAAUAUGUGGAAUUAUUCGAAAAUGAAAGAUGUUUUUCCUCUUGACUUAUCUAUCUAUGGUGAAUUUAGACCAAAAGUGUAAUUAACAUUGUUCGUGCCCUUAUGAUAGUGCCUUUAAGCUCUCUUUUUUUAUAUGUUAUGUUUUUUUUUGUUUAACUCGGCUAUCGGUUUAAACUAAGAGAGUUCAAAUGUGCCUUGUAAAUGAAACUUUUAUUAGUAUUAACGUUCCCGAUAUAAUCAUGCACGGUUUUAUGAGUGUUAACGACUUUGUUUUUAUGUGUGACGUAAUCGGGGAAUGACAAACGUUUUUUUUUUGUUUUUUUUUUUUUUUUUAUUAUUAUUUCUAUUUAUCAAUAACGAAGGAAUGAUUUUCUUUCUAUCGCGUCGGAACGUGCACAUAUACAUACAUGAAAAUACGUGGGGAAAUACCAUAUACUUGCAUAUUACAAGUUUUUAUUUAAUCCGAGUUAGUAGCUGCAUUAAAACUCGGUUUAAAA
Molecule: messenger RNA, 3029 nt
Organism: Polistes dominula (European paper wasp)
Lineage: Eukaryota; Metazoa; Arthropoda; Insecta; Hymenoptera; Vespidae
Biological process (GO): regulation of DNA-templated transcription
Molecular function (GO): zinc ion binding; sequence-specific DNA binding; DNA-binding transcription factor activity
Source: RefSeq, a predicted model, not a curated record